Messenger RNA from Seminavis robusta, 996 nucleotides. The record is from the annotation of a GenBank genome assembly. Lineage: Eukaryota; Bacillariophyta; Bacillariophyceae; Naviculales; Naviculaceae.
AUGACAAAUGCAGUGCACAUGAACAAGCGUGUCUCUGCUGCUGCACUUCGAGAUACUGCCACAACCAGUGAUUACGAGGCACUUCGUCAGAAUGGCUUGACCAAAGCUCCAUCUGACCCGGAAUAUCCCAUCUCUGUGAAACUUCGGGACGAAUACAAUCACCCAGAGUUGGCGAAUGUUUUGCGGCCCCAAAAUCCAUUGUCCAUGAAGCGAGGACUCGACUCAACAAACUGUCCUACAUUCAAGAUGCUGAGGAUGAAAGCCAGAUUCGAUCUGCUAUUGAGGGAUUCUCCUUUGCUCCAGGCGAUCCAAGCCAUAUUCGAGGCGUCCAAGCAGAAUCAAGGAAACCAGGGCGCCCGUGGCCGCUCAUUGGAGGAGAGGGAUAGCUAUGAGGCUGACUUUGACGCAAUUACCAAUCUGCCAUUGGAAACCCCCUUUUACGUCCGGUCCAAAGACACUGAUGACCCAGUUCCAACCAACCCUCUUCAUCCAAUCUUUCCAGCGUUCACCAAGGAAGGGCUCAUUGGCCGUUUGAUGGACAAGCGACAUCGCCGUGGCAAUACUAAUGCUGUCACAGCUGUUCGUUCCUCCACUCUGUUGUCUCUUUAUACCGUGCAGGGAAUCGACAGUAGGGCACAGCAAAUUGGUGUCAAUGGUAAGAAUUCCUUUAUCCUUUGCCAGCUCAAGGAGCGACUUGAAGAUCAAACGAAGAAUCUGGAACAGCAAAUGCAAGAAAUUGAAGCUACCAAUGUAGGGCAAGGAUUCUGGGUGCGUAUCAACAACAAAGCUCCCAGAACCUGCCCUAAUCCUGGUCCAGUACAAGAUGGAACAGUGCACAUCUGUUACAACUUGCCAGCUUUCAACAGCGUCCGGGACGAUCGCCUCAAGAAGACAAAAGGUAGCUUGGGCAAGUCAAUCAACAAGGUGAUGAAGGGGGCUCGUCCGAUCAAAAGCUCGGAUGGUCACUUCGUACUCUGCAAGAUUGUGAGUGUUUAA